Diachasmimorpha longicaudata is the source of this 1021-nucleotide messenger RNA. RefSeq lists its product as uncharacterized. Lineage: Eukaryota; Metazoa; Arthropoda; Insecta; Hymenoptera; Braconidae. The record is from RefSeq and is a predicted model, not a curated record. The coding region runs from base 85 to 471 and encodes 128 amino acids. The transcript is spliced from 4 exons.
GAUAAGGUACAUGAGGUACAUAAGGUACUCGAUGCUAUAUAAAAUCAGUAAACAGCUUGGACAGCCAGUAAUCAGCCAGUCGUCAUGACGUUCAGUCUAGUCCAGUUCAUCGUUCUCAUCAACAGUGUUGUCUUCGUCGUUGGAAUCGACGUCAGAGUCCUGGGCGAUGCUGAUUUCCGAUUCAGCUCAGAAGACGCUGUCAGCGUGAAGGAUCUGGCGAAGCAGCUUGAUGACAACAGAGCUAUGCGGUUCAUUGGAGAUUUGACGAUUGGGGAACGUCAGCCCUCUGAGACUGUAUUCAGCCGGACUAUAGAGGUCUCCAAUCCAACCCCAGAGGUUUAUCGAACUUCCAUCAGUGUUAGCGUUGACAAUGAAAUAGGGAACUCGGACGUGUUUCACAGCUGGUGGUGGGUCUUUCAGACCUCUUUCAUUCUCAGUGACACGAGAAACGGUAAAUUCUGUUUCUCGUGACUGACUCCAGGAGGUACAGCGAAGUGAUGAAGGGCCUGAUGUAUUUUCAUGUAAACUGAUGAAGCAAUUUUGGUGAUGAAAUAAAUUGGGGGAAUUGUUUAGCCGAGACAGCCCUAGGGGAGACGGAUAAAGUGUAAAUCAAAGAUUGCGUUUAGAUAUCUGGGGAUUUGGAUUUUAUCCAUUGGGUGGAAGGAGCCAUUGAUUGCAAUCUGUUUGAUUGAUCUUCAGAUAAAAAAAAAAAAACAAGUGGAUAAUCGUGCUUUUGGCACAUGCGUGCGAUCGUCCAGCUGACAUUAUUGAUAGAAAUUUUAUUUUCCAUUUUUGCUAGUCACCAAACGUCCUGAUUUAUCAUAAAAAUAUUUGUGGAAUAGUCCCACCCCCCCUCCUCCCCCCAUGACCUUCGGCCAUUCAAUUACCCCAAUAAUCAAAGAAUCUGAACCCCGCGACAUCUCCACCUCUGCAAUCAUCAACAUCCAAUUAACUCUCGAAAAUUAACUAUCGAUUCCCCACCUGCAUACCUCCAAUUCCUCCAUUCAUCUGAACAAUACCA